AAUUAAUAAGAAUGAGAGGAAAACAGCCCACUCCCAUUCCCUUCCUCACCCUUGUCUGUCCUUCUCCUGUCGUCUCCGUGUCCCUCCUUUCUUUUCCAUUCACUCUCCUCCUUUGACACUCUCUCUCUCUCGAGACACAACAAAAUAAAACCAGUGUUCUAUUUUCUCUAUCUCUUAUUAUCCAUUACCCUUACAAAUGGGAGAAACCGGUAACAUUGCAACGUUAAACCCAACGGCUCAAGAAUUUAACCCAACAAACAACAUUCCCCUAACAAUCGCCGUCGGCGUUCCCUAUCCCUACCCACCUUACGCCGUCACACCUCCGCCGCAUCUCUCACCUAUACCAACCCGUUCAAUCCUCCUAAGUCCAGUCCCUCCUACCCCUGAAUCCAACCUCCGAAAAGAUCUCGCAGCCUUCGGUGAAGUCAGAGCCGUCAAUACCGAUUCCUUCCGUCACGGAAUCGUAACGGCUCACUUCUAUGACCUAAGACACGCCGAAACGGCGUUUACUGCUAUUCGUACUCAUCAUGUUCACUGUGUCUCGUUCUUUAACCCGCUUUCUCAUCCGCAAUUUUACUCUGCUCCUCCGCCGCCGCCGGGUCUCGUCGCCGGCGUUCCUCUUUGGGCUCACUAUGUUUUCUCCGAUACUGAAAAUCAAGGAACCCUAGUCCUAUUCAACGUUGACGACAACGUUUCCGCUGAUCAUCUCCGACGAGUUUUCGAGCCUUUUGGAGCUGUAAAGGAAGUGAGGAACACUGCAGGGAAGAAAAAGAAUCAAAGAUUUGUGGAAUUUUUUGACAUAAGAGAUGCAGCAAAAGCUAUGAAUGAAAUGAAUGGAAAAGAAAUUGAUGGAAAAAAUGUUGUUAUUGAGUUUAGUAGACCAAAAUUUUUCCAUCCAAAUAAUCCUAAUUUAUAUGUUUCCAAUAAGCCAUUUCAUUUAAACUUUAAUCAACCACCACCUCCUCCGCCACGGCAUUGUUUCGGUCCUACACCACAAUUAUCUCCAAAAAGUUUCACAUUGAGUCCUAAUAGAAUUGGUGGUGAUGAACAUUAUGGUGCUAAGAGGAACUUUGUUAGGAGUGAAAGUAGAGAGAGCUUUGGAGAAAGAAGUUGGGUUUGGAAAGGGAAGCAACAAGUAAGGAAGCAUGAAGCUCGUUUUUUUAUCAAAGAAGAUGCCAUUGUUGAAUCUGAUUCUAGAACAACUCUCAUGAUCAAAAACAUACCCAACAAGUACAGUCAGAAGCUACUGUUGAAUAUGUUGGAUAACCACUGCAAACACUGCAAUGACCAGAUAGGCGACGGCGAUGAUCAGCCUCUAUCCUCCUAUGACUUUGUCUACCUUCCUAUCGAUUUCAAGAACAAGUGCAACGUGGGAUAUGGGUUUGUGAAUAUGACAUCUCCAGAGGCAACGCUAAGACUCUACAAAGCCUUCCACCGCCAAAAUUGGGAGGUCUUUAACUCAAGAAAAAUUUGUCAACUCACCUAUGCCAGAAUUCAGGGUUUGGAAGCAAUGAAAGAGCAUUUUAAGAACUCAAAAUUCCCAUGCGAAAUGGAGCAUUACUUACCAGUGGUAUUUUCACCACCUAGAGAUGGUAAAAAUUUAACAGACCCAAUUCCAGUAGUUGGGAACAUGGUAAGAGUAGGUGGUGCUUCUCCUCCUGUAGAUGAUGAGAUAGAGGAAGGUCGAUGUGCUUGUGAUGACGGUGUCUGCUACAAAAAUGGCAGCAUAGGUUAUGAUGAUGAUGAUGAUAAAACAGAUGUGAAGUGAAGAAGUGAAGUUAUGAAGCCUUAGCUAGCUAGCUAGCUGGGUGAAAUAGUGUACAUGAUUGAAUGUGCAUUUAUUUAGCUAGCAAAUCAAAGAAUUAAAGUUGGUUGAGCAACGAGCCACAUUUUGUGUUGAGGUGUUCUCACAAGUCCCCACCAUCUUACAACUUUCAACUUCAUGCUGCUCGUUGCUCUCACUUUUCAGUUUUUUAUUUUUAGACUAUUUUUUUUUUUUAUUUUGGUUUCUUGCGUUUAAUAUUUUAGACUAGUUUCUUAUGUCCUUUUUAAAUUACUAUAUGUCUUGUAUGCUCUAGGUUCUUUCUGGCAUUUCAGAUGUACUAGUAUUUUCUUAGCUUACAAAUUUAAAUUUCUGCAAGAUUUUCUAUCUACUAGUUUUUAUUGCAUGGUACAUUUUAACGGUGGAUAAAUAAGGACUGCUUUUAAGGCAGUUAUUAUUAUUAUAUAAUAACAUUGGAAAUGUGGUUAACAUAUGA
This is a messenger RNA of Trifolium pratense (red clover), 2258 nucleotides long. Its product is annotated as protein terminal ear1. Lineage: Eukaryota; Viridiplantae; Streptophyta; Magnoliopsida; Fabales; Fabaceae. Gene Ontology annotation, molecular function: RNA binding. The record is from RefSeq and is a predicted model, not a curated record. The coding region runs from base 197 to 1768 and encodes 523 amino acids. The transcript is spliced from 5 exons.